This is a messenger RNA of Cladocopium goreaui, 3813 nucleotides long. NCBI's taxonomy places the organism in Eukaryota, Dinophyceae, Suessiales, Symbiodiniaceae. The record is from the annotation of a GenBank genome assembly.
AUGUCAUUGAUGCAGCGUCGACGCUCAGGCAUGAUGGAAGGUGAGACUGCAGAUAAGCCUUGGACCGGAGGAUCGCUGAGGUUCAACUGGAAAGAGAAGGACAGAGGGCCUUGUCUGAGCCGAGGAGAAUCGAUGGUCAAAGUGGUGGAGAUCAGGGCCAAGAUGAGGUGGCACGACCAACAGGGUUGCCACAAGCCUUUGCGCCUGGUGCUCAACAGCAGAUGGUGGUUGCUCAGCAGACGACUGGACCUUUGCCAGGUGGUGGUCAGGGACGUGCUGCAGCUAUGGUGGCUGGCCAGUUCCUAUGGGGAGCUGCUCAAGGAGCAGGCCUUGGGUGAUGCACUUUGUCCUGGAGCUCAAGGUCAUCCUGGUGUACCUCAGGGCGGUCCUUCUGGUCUACUUCCUCUACAAGGUCCUCCUGCUGGACAUCCUCAAGGCAGCGAUCAGGGAGUCGGUGAGCAAAAUGGUGGCCGACCUAGGGGAUGGCAUUCUGGUAGUCUGUUGGGGCCAUUGGCGGAGCCGCUGCCGCCAUUGGUGGCGUUUCAUCUGCUGCAGGACCAGCUUCAGAUGGAAUCUGCCGCAGUUCCACACCAGCCUGUGCCACAGCCUCAGGGAAACCCCCUGCUAUACAAGACCAAGGGAUCCAUUGGCAGUGCCCAUGGUGAGCCCGGUUCCCAUGCAGGCAUUGGCCACAGGGAUGAGCUCAGAGAUGAGAUCAGACAGAGGGUGAUGCGGGAGGCAGAAGAGGCUUUUGCCAGAGAAGUGAGAAGGCUUCAGGGGCCAACCGAAGAGACCCAAUCAUACCAGUCAGCUUCCAGUGGAGCUGGAGUUGGUGUCGGAAUUGGACAGACCAUGGGUGUUCCUCAACCUAUGGGAGGAGGCCGUAACAGGCCCCCUCGUGGAAUGGGAGGCAUGCCGUCUCCGCCACCUGGGAUAGCUGUUCCUGCGCAAGCGGGAUCAGCUUUGACAGAAGCUUUGCGAACCUUGGAACUACCCAAGCUCCCUGCUCCUGGGGGAGAAGGGGCAUCUCUCCAAUUCGGAGACUGGCUCACAGUAGUGUAUCCACUGAUGAGCGAUGUGUCAGGAUCUGCCAGCGAAUGGUGGGGAUCAAUGGCCCAAGCCGUGGAGAACCAUUAUUCGCAGUGGUUGACUGUCAACACCACCUGUGCACUUGGAAGCGAAUCCACGACUGGAACAGCGAGCAGUCACAAUGCUCUUGGGUGCGUUGCCGGAGUCCUUGAGACAGGUGGUUUGGGUGAACGGACAGGAUUGAUCCGGUCCAUCAGCGAGGUGAAGGAAGGGUCAGGUGAGUUGCGUGUGACGAUCGAUCCUCUGGUGCUGACAAGUGUUCUGUCAAAGUUCGCGGAUGGGGCUGCGAAACUGGGUGGAAGCCAAGUGGCUUUCCGACUGGCAUCCAUGCGCCAACAGCUGGAUGUGGAUCGAGCGACGCCGUCGAAUCCGCCAGCGUUGGCACCUGUGCUGACGCAGGGGAAUCCGGCUGUCAAGGCCUUAUCCGGUGAUGGGCAGAAGCCUUGGGAAGGGAAUGAUGGGCAGAAGCCCUGGGAAAGACAGGAUGGUGAUAAAGCACCAUGCCACUUUUGGGGCACCGAGGAAGGGUGUCGUGAGAAGCGCACGUAUGCACAUUCCUGGGGAUCACUGGAGAAAUCCUCAAGGCGCUUGCUCUUCUCAUCCACGAAGCAUCGGAAGAAGGGUUGUCCAACUGUUAAACCCAAGGAGGGGAAUGGCGGUGCUCAAAAGGGCAACCGGAAGGUUGCCAAGAUCCAAGAUAAGAAGGGCCAAAAGGGCUUGGAAAAGGCAGGCCAAAAGGAGACACCUUCGCCUGCGAAGGAGGCAGCGGAGGACUUGGUGCAGAACCUCAGUGGUCUUGUGAAAUCCAUGACAUCGAUCAAGUCGUUGUUCAUCAAGACGGUGAAAGCAGAUGGGGAUGACAGCGGUGAGUAUGCACUGCUUGACGGUGGAGCCAAGCAUGCUCUGAGGCAGGCAAAGAGCUCGGAGAUUCCUCAUCUCUGGCCAGUCCAAGUGGAAAUGGCUAUGGGCAGCGUGACACUGUACAAGUGCCCAGCGCACAACACCUUGCUGGCAUUGGAUAGUGUGGAGCCGAUCAUUCCACUUCGCUUGUUGGUGGACCAUGGAUUCAAGAUCAACUGGCAGAAAGAUCGAUGUGACAUCUCACAUCCCAAGCAUGGAACCUUGGAGCGUGUGAGACGGCAGGGUUGUCCAGUGAUGGAUCGACAGUCCGCUUUGGAUCUUCUGGAAUCAUUAGAGAAUGGUGGCAUUGGGGGCCACUAUGAGCCAUCUGACCAUGAAAUAGAUUGGUGGAAGAAACGGAAUCCACAGGUUCCCGAAAGGAUCUGGGCAUUGAUGAGCGGCCAGGGUCUGAACUGGGAAGAGGUUGCCUCUACCUUGCCUUGGAACAAGGCCAAGAGACGAAGAUUGGAAAGGGCUCGAGGUGGAGUGGUGGUUCACCUGUUCUCGAUCGCAGCGGGCCCACCUAGCAGAACGGUGAGUCGCUUUCGCCACAGAUCUCCAGGGCCCCGCCCGCUGAGGGGCAGGCGGGAUCUUCGGUUCGGGUUGAAAGACCUGAAUGAGCGCGAGUCGAUGAGGGUGGAUGGAGAUUCCGCCUUGUGGCUGAAGACCUUGGGUCUUUAUGAAAGAUCCCAGGAAGGAAUGGCCGAGAAUGGGCUCUCGGGUCGAUGUGGCCUUGUGGUGGAGCAUCCCCAAGAUCCUCAAGAGUAUGUGGAUGACGGGAAGGAGUAUCCAUCAUUCUGGGAGUGGGAGGAGACGGCAGAAUUCCUCCAACGCCACCGAGACAUGUUCCAGAUCCGAGUAGAUCAGGCAGGGCUGAAACAUCAGAGGCCCAAACCAACCACGUUGUCCAACAUGGGACAGCUGAAGGAGCUAGAUGGGAUCACUUCGAAUGGAUCUGGAAAAGAGAUUCAGUCGGAUCUCACCAAGGGCACCGAUCUGGGUGUCUCCAAGCGCAGAAAGGUGGAGUACGCAUUGAUCGCGACCAUCCCAGUAGAUCCAGCAGCUGAUUCCAAGGAAGCUCCAAAGGGGGGAGACGAAGUUCAUCCAGGGGAGGAACAGCCUGAAGCUGUAGUUCCAUCCGUGGAAGAAGAGGAAGCGGAUGAACUGCUGCUGGAUCCAGAGCCGAAAGAUCUGAUCCCGGAAGCCGAAGCCAAGAAGCGAAAUCGGGCUUGGGAGGACUUUGUGAAGAAGGAAGUCCACGAGAUCCCAGGAGGUUCCUGUGGUGAACAUAACCUUCACCGUCUCCGCAAGUUGUCAAUGGACAACACAGCAAGCUCCGAGAGAAUCGAGAAGAUCAUGGACAUGACCUUGGAGGAACUGAGCCAAAGUCCCAUCGACUUCGGCAAAGCUCACCUGGGAAAACUGUAUCGCGAUAUGGUGAGCGACACCAAGUAUCUAGCCUGGUUCGCCGAGACGUACAAGCACAGUCAGAAGAUCGGCCACAUCCGAUUUCUCAGGUUCAUCGAGCUGCACCUCAACCAGAUCGAAGGGCAGAUGGCCCAGGCCGGUCCCAAGAGCCGUGCCAAGGCCAAGGGGGCGCCCAAACAACAGAGUCGUCCACCUGUGGCAGAUCUUCCUCACGAUCCCUGGCAUCCUCCCUCGGACGAAGAGGAGCUCAUGGGCCAACCAUGGGAGCCAGUCCGGGCACCAACGAUGGAGGAGGAAAAGAUUGUCAUGAUGCGAGAGCGCAUGGGAGAGAUGGAGAAUGUCUCGCAGCAGAUUCUGAGCCAUUUGAAUCCCGGUCAGCCGACUUCCAGUCGGUGA